AUGGAUGUUGUCAGGUUGUUAAUCCUAGAGCUCUUCAUCACAAAUCUCUUUUGCAACUCUGGGGCGACAAUGGCUUGGACCUUUUUGACUAUGAUCGACACAUUAGAAGCUAUGAACAGCUACAACUGGGCACAAGGAGUCUUAGAUUACAUGCAUUAUGGACUGGACCAAGCCAUAAAAAAUAAAAAGGACAAGACAAAUCAACCAAGCGUCAGUGGUUGCCUUGUGCUAAUCCUGAUAAAAGCUGCUGACAAUGAAAAAGAAGAAGCAACAAAGACUGAUCAUGCAGACCAUGAAGAACAAGAAGAAAAUGAAGAGGAUGAUGACUUUGUUAUCACACUUAAAGAUUGGUUAAAAAGUCAAACACAAAAAGGAAAAAGCCAGACUGUUAUUACCCAGAAACAGAACUUCAGCUUCCAUGAAAAUGUGGACCAAAGUGCAACCCAGACAAAAACUCCACAACAUGAGCAAAAUGAAGACAAUGCACAAUCAUUGGGAUGCAAAGCAGAUGAUGAAAUUGAAGAACCACCAGCACAAUCAUUGGAAUGCGAAGCAGAUGAUGAAAUUGAAGAACAAGCAGUUGACCUUAGUGCAGACUCAGUGACGGAGGAGGACACUGUUAAUGUCCAGCAACAGAACCCAGAACUUGACAGCCAAGAAGAAGACUUCGACUCCAUUUUUGUGGACAUAGUGGGGUCAAUCCCAGAGUACUACAAGCAUGAAAUAGCCCUACCCAUGAGAAAAAUCCAACAGCUGAAAGAAGCAGUCGACUAUUGGAUUGAAAAGGCAGAUACUCGAAGGGAUAUGAUGCAGACUGCUAUAGAAUCCUGCAUAAAGAAAAAUUCAUUCAUUCAACAAAUAUGGACUGAAAAAGAAGAGUUGGAGCAACAAAUUGAAUUACUGAAAAAACAGCUUGAGCAAGAGAAAAAAGAAGGUGCAAAAUUACAAGGGGAACUUCAUGCACUCAAAUCAAAUAGGAGACAGCUACAGGAACAACAUGAACUACUUGAAGGGAAAAGUUGUCCUGCAUUGAGAGCAUGA
Prunus armeniaca (apricot) is the source of this 1041-nucleotide messenger RNA. NCBI's taxonomy places the organism in Eukaryota, Viridiplantae, Streptophyta, Magnoliopsida, Rosales, Rosaceae. The record is from the annotation of a GenBank genome assembly.